UUAAAUGACAACACACAACUUUAUUCUUAGAAAAAGUCAUUAAAGAACAAUCAAUGUGUGCCUGUUGAUUUAACAAAGUAACUAAAUUGUUUAUUGUAAUUACUCAAGACCAGAAAACAGUGUUUUGUUCCAUUGUAUCAUUUUCAGAAGUUAGUUGAAUGUUAUCAGUGAAUGUUAAAAUUCAUUAGAAAAACAAUGAUCUCGGUUUCAGGUAGUUCGGUUGUGAUUCAUCUGUUAGUUCAAAUAUUGGUGGGAUUGUGGGGGUUUAAUACUGCUUAUGUAGUUUAAAAAGUUAUUUCUGGUUUUAGAAGAUCUGUUUAGUUUUAUUCAGAUCUUUGGAAUAAGAAGUCAGUGCCUGUUCCGGGUUUCAGAAAAUGCCUCAAAAACCCAUUUGGUCUCCUUGGAUACGUUGCUUGAAAUAAAACCUUAAUACUUGAAGAUUAGAAAAGUUUUUAGAUAUAUAUUUCUGUUUAUAUAACUUAGAUAUUUUAGAUCUGCAUUUCUCCUGUAUUAUUACUAAAUAGUUUAGUUUAUAUUUUUAUUAUUGUUCACUUUUAUUUUAAUGCUGUGUUGGUCCCUUGCUUAUUUGGAGCUGUAACAGAUUUUCACGCUGAUUAUGUUUUCAGAAAGAGUCAGCAAUAUUAAUAGUGGUGUGGUGAUUGGAAAACUUAUUAUUUUAGUUUGAGAGAAUUACUUUUGGGGAAUUCAUUUUGUUGAUGUUCUUUGUCUCCAUGGAGAGAGUAAUAUUGACAGAAUUCAAAUUCAAAAAUACUUUAUUAAUCCCAAAGGGAUUGCUGGGUUGUGUGCAGCCAUGAUUGUCAGACUGAUGUAAUGAAUUUCAUAACACUACCUGCAGCCAUAACUGAGCCAUUUGGAGUAAUAUUAACAUGUGAUAAUAAGACUUUGAGGCAUAGUGCACACAUAAAGGAUGCAGAUUAUUAUUUGAAUUAUUUUGUCUGGCUUCAUCUCCAGACAAAAUAUAAUGGCCGUUUUAACACUGCAUAUGGAUUUCUAAACCAGAUAAGCAGUUUUAUUUUUGUAGGAGCUGCUUUUUACUGGAAACGGAGGAAAGGCCACUUGUGUCGGCCUGUUUAUUUAGAUUCCCAGUCUUUAGACUCAGAUUUUUUACAGAUGUACAUUUCUGCUGUUGGCUAUAUGUAGGAGUAUAUGGGUAUUUAUUCAUACUGUAGGAUUUACUGACGGGGUGUCAGAUUAGCUGUGGAUGUGAUUCUGAAAAUUUGUGGAGCUCAGAGGACUUUAAUUAACUACAGUUAACAUUUUAGUAAUUUAAAAAUUCUAAUGGAAACAUAUUAAUUAUUUUUCAAUUCUUUUAUAGCUUUAAAGUUAUGUAAGCAGUAAUUUAAGUUUAAUAGUAAUGAAUGGCUCAUGUAUCUUGUUUUGGCUAUUAAGGUAAAACGUAUCUGUUCAGCAGCAUCAAAGAUUUGUGAGAGUUAUAGGAGGGUAAACUGAGUAACUUGUAACAGUGUUUUAUUUUAUUCACACUGAUGGUACAAUGUAAGAUUAAAGGUAUUUUAAAAGCUAUUAAAAAGUUCUCAACACAGCACAUACUUCUUUAAUUUAUAUUUAGACAUUCUCAAACCUGGGUUAGUGUAUUUUGGUAUUUCAGUGUUCUCUUUAAACAUUGCUUUGGAUUUUUGUGAAGGUCUUGAUGCUAAAUUAUAGUUUUUUCUUGUUUUCCUUCACAGCUCAUUGUGUAGCUCUUCCAGAAGACGGAUCCCCAACGUUGGAGGAACAUCUAGCCGAUGGUAAGGACAUUGGUAAGGUGGGGUCAAAUGUUUUCCAAGAAACCAUAUCAGACAACAUGGUUUCUGGAGAUCAUGGAGAGGUGCCGAGGUGUAGUUCACCUCCGCAGUCUGUUGACUGUAGUACCAGCUCCAGUGUUAGCUCCAGUCAAGAUGACUGGGCUAGCAGUUUCAGUGGUAGCUGUAUUAGCAGCUCCAGUGGUAGCUCCAGUCUAAAUGACUGGGCUAGCAGCUCCAGUUGUAGCUCUGUUACCAGCUACAGUAAAGAUGAGGUAGGUAGUGAUUGGACUACCAGUUACGGAAGUAUCAGUACUACCAGCUGCAGUCCAACGGUGGACCGUCCUUACGCUGAGCUUGAGAUGACUCAGAAGUUUCAAGAGGACAUUUUUCACUUGACCUCACUUGAAGAGCCCAUUUUGAGUCCAGAUGAUUCCAGACCUUUUGGUGUCUUGCAACGUCAUCAGGUAGGUUUGGUAGGGGAUGCGACUCGUAUGACAUCGGUGACCGGCAAAAACGGAAAGAGGACAAUGGACAGUGACUCUGAGGAGGAGCCCCCUGCCAAAAGGACAAGGGACAGUGAUGCUGAAGAGGAGCCCUCUGCCAAGAGGACUAGGGACAGUGAUGAUGUUGAAGAGGCGCCCCCAGCCAAGAGGACAAGGGUCAGUGUUUCUGAAGAGGAGCCCUCUGCCAAGAGGACUAGGGACAGUGAUGAUGUUGAAGAGGCGCCCCCAGCCAAGAGGACAAGGGUCAGUGUUUCUGAAGAGGAGCCCUCUGCCAAGAGGACUAGGGACAGUGAUGAUGUUGAAGAGGCGCCCCCAGCCAAGAGGACAAGGGACAGUGUUUCUGAAGUGGAGCCCUCUGCCAAAAGCACCGGGGAGCAUCAACCUAGAGAUGAGCUCCCGUCCAAGAGGACCAGGGACAGUGGUGCUGAAGAGGAGAUCCCUCCCAAGAUUUCCCGGAACAGCGAUCAUGAAGAGGAACCUGUUCUCAGUCCCUCCACAAAUGUGUUGUGUGAGGAUUCUUUUCAGUCAUCCCCUGACCGCAGUCCCUCGCCCAUGUCAUUGUGGGGGGAUCACCUCUUUUCACCCUUUGGUCUUUCACCUAUGAGUGCAAGUGAGGAUCCCAUUCUGUCCUCCCCUGUCUUCAGUCCCUCGCCAAGAUUACCAUGUGAAGGUCCCAUUGUGUCUGUUUAUGCCAUCAGUCCCCCAAUCAGUGAAGAUCCUAUUUUGUCAUCCCCCGUCCUCAGUCGUCCACCAAGCACAGCUUGUGAGGAUCCCAUUGCGUCUUCCCCUGUCGUGAGUACUUCCCCAGCAACAUACUGCAAAAUUCCAAGUGCGACAUUCCCUUGUUUUUGUGUCUGGAUGAAGUCUCAAAUGGACAGAGAAGAGGAACCAAUACCCUCAACAUCUGGAAUUGGAUCUGACGGAAUUAGAGGAAGAGAGAGUCCCAGACAAGUGUGGUUUAGACCUCACUACGACUUGUCAAGUGAUGACUCUGAUUAGAUUGGGAUCUUGAAAAACUAAGACCUACCAGAGAAGACCCAUUAGGAUACUGGAAUUUCUAUGUUGUUUUUGUUAAAGCCAAUGGCUUUCUAGCAGGACCGAGGAUCCCUUAGGUAGCGUCUUGCACCGGGGCUUUUCUUUAUCCCGCUGCUAGAUAUUUUAUUUUAGAUGUUAAGGAUUCUAGCAGGACCGAGGAUGCCUUAGGUAGCGUCUUGCACCAGGGCUUUUCUUUAUCCCACUGCUAGAUGUUUCAUUCUAGAUAUUAAGGUUUCUGGUAGAACAGGCAAUGCUGACUUUUUUGCUGUUAAUGAAUGUAUGACUAAAUGCUGGAGGAUGCUAAUUUAAAUUUCUGAGGAACAAGACCAUACUGGGAAACAAAAAACACUAAAAGUAGUCGGACAUGGAUGGUGCAUAAAAGAUAAACGCUAAAAGGAAUAAGACAACGCUACAGGAUUAAUAUUAAAAUAAAACAAUCUUGCUGGGUAAAAAUCAAACCUCAAAACUAUUAAGGCAAUGCGGCUCAGGACACUGGAAUCAAUACAAUUGAGACAACACUGCUGCAAAUUAAACUCUAAAAUUUAAACAAUAUUUAUGACAGUUCUAAUUUUUAAGACAUAAAAAAUACAAAUGGAGACACAUUAUAAUCGGUUGAGCUCUGGUGUAAACGGAUUGAAACAGCGGUUUUAAAGUUACAAUCAUUCUGGUCUGGACUUUAUAAAAACCACAGGAAAUGAAACGUUUUAAAGUAUGAAAUAACAACGGCAGCGACAGUAAAAACGGGAGUUAAUUCAAACGUUCAAAGAUGAAAGAGGAAGAGAGAAAUAGGCAGGACCUUUGGACCCGGAUAUGAACUGUUGAUCCACGGAUCAAUCAUUUGGUGGCUGGAUUCCAAAACCCUCAACACCACAUGUUAAAAUGAGCAAGACAUUUAAACUCAGGUGAUAAUAAUGGUUUUAAAAGUAGGUAAUGCUGCUGGGUGUCAAACCUAAAAUCUCUUAAGACUGAGAAGAGACAACGCUUUUCUGGACAAAUUCAUUUCUCUAAGGAUGGAGACAACGCUUCUCAAGUAGUGAGAAAUAUUCAUCUUUUAGGACUAAUAUGAUGUCACGGUGGACAAAUUAAAAUGUAGAAGAAUUUAAACGUCCCGCAGAGAACAAAUUAAAAUCUUUAAGGAUAAAAGAAAAAGACAGGAAUAAAUGCCAAGUUUCAGGGUGUAAUAGCGGUGCUUCCCCACACGGUGCUUCUAAUAUAGUCAAUUGUUCUCACCUGGUCCUUCAUUAAUCCAGUCUCCCAGUUUGAAUCUUUCAGGUUCAUCGUUGGAUUCUUUCGUGGUUCUCCAUGUGGACAUUAAAAAAUACAGACAUUAGUCUCUGAUCCAAGGUCCAGACGUGUCAGAUCUCUGAUGUUCUGAUCA
Gambusia affinis (western mosquitofish) is the source of this 4679-nucleotide messenger RNA. RefSeq names its product endochitinase A-like. The record is from RefSeq and is a predicted model, not a curated record. The coding region runs from base 1670 to 3265 and encodes 531 amino acids. The transcript has 2 exons. Lineage: Eukaryota; Metazoa; Chordata; Actinopteri; Cyprinodontiformes; Poeciliidae.